GACGUUUGCCUCACGAUGGAUGCCUGACAAAGCGUUUGUUGAUGGCCAACAGAGUCUCUAUAAAACACCUAUUGAAAAGUUUGACCCUCACUAUGUGAAGCGAACCAACAUGUUUGAGUUCCGUCACUUUGAGGUUCAGUCCUUGCAGCUUAAUUUCGGACCACAGCAUCCAGCUGCUCAUGGUGUCUUAAGAAUGAUUAUGGAACUUGAUGGUGAGAUUAUCAUUAGACUGGACCCUCAUGUUGGUUUCCUUCAUCGUGGUACCGAAAAAUUGAUGGAAUACAAAACAUACACUCAAAAUCUUCCUUACGUCGAUCGCCUUGACUACUUUAGCAUGAUGUCCAGCGAACAGUGUUAUUCAUUGGCUGUCGAAAAACUUCUCGGUAUUGAGAUUCCUCCUCGAGCCAAGUAUAUACGCACUAUGUUUGCCGAGGUUACGCGACUUCUCAAUCAUUGCUGUGCGCUGGGUUCAAACAUCCUUGACAUGGGCGCCAUUACCCCCUUCUUUUGGCUUUUCGAGGAGCGUGAAAAACUGAUGGAAAUGUACGAACGUGCAUCUGGCGCCCGUUUUCAUGCUGCCUACGUUCGUCCCGGUGGUGUUAGUCUUGACAUCCCCCUUGGAUUUAUGGGGGAUCUCUAUGAACUUAUUACCAAGUUGCCACAGCGUUUAGAUGAAAUCGAAGAUUUGUUAAUUACCAAUCCUUUGUGGAUUCAUCGAACUAAAGACGUUGGUGUUGUUAGUGCUGAAGAUGCUAUUGAUCUCGGCUUUACUGGAGUCAUGUUGAGGGGCUCUGGCGUUCAGUGGGACUUGCGGAAAACUCAACCCUAUGAUGCCUACAAAGACAUGGAGUUUGAUGUUCCGAUUGGUGUCAACGGCGACGUGUACGACAGAUUUAUUUUGCGUAUUGAAGAAAUGCGUCAAUCCUGUCGCAUCGUUCUUCAAUGCCUCAACAAGAUGCCUCCUGGUGAAAUAAAAGUUGACGACGCCAAAAUUUGUCCGCCUAAAAGGGCUGAGAUGAAGACCUCUAUGGAAGCUCUAAUCCAUCAUUUCAAGCUCUUUACAGAAGGAUACAGCGUGCCCCCAGGGGUGACCUAUACGGCUGUGGAAGCACCGAAAGGCGAAUUUGGUAUCUACCUUGUCUCCGAUGGUAGCAAUAUCCCCUAUCGAUGCAAGUUUCGCACUCCUAGCUUUCCACAUCUCGCGGCUUGCGACAAACUUUGUAAGGGCUUCCUACUGGCUGACGUUGUCUCCGUUCUAGGAAACUUGGAUAUUGUAUUCGGCGAAGUGGAUCGAUGA
Molecule: messenger RNA, 1297 nt
Organism: Hydatigera taeniaeformis
Lineage: Eukaryota; Metazoa; Platyhelminthes; Cestoda; Cyclophyllidea; Taeniidae
Source: the annotation of a GenBank genome assembly